ACACGCAUAGCUUUUGUCUGCCCACCCAAAAUGGAUUUCACAGCAGAGUUUGAAAAGUUCUGGGCGUAUCUUAACGAAUCGGAUAAUUUUUUGCACAUACCUUUGCUCUAUGUUGUAAUACCCUUGGCUUGUCUCACUCUACUCUUAUUAAACUGCUGCUGUUUCUGCUGCCUGACCCAAUGCUGCGAGGAGACUGAAGUGCGUUUCGUACCCAGAUCUGUCCCCACUUUACCAGCACGUCGCAACACGGCGGAUAUCAUUCGGCCCGGAGUGGACAAUAGGCAAACGGCAUCCGGCUCCAGGGCUGGGGCCAACGAAACAGACGCCUCUGGUGAGGAGCAGUCCGCAACGUGCGUCGAGCUGGAUGAAAACGUUGUGGACCAAGUAAAUGCCAUGUACAAGAAGCGUAACUAUCGGGUGCCCAAGUAAAUAAAUGUUUUUGUCAAGAUAUACGAGUUCCUUAAAUGCAGCUUAAAGUGUGAAGUGUGAACGUGCCUUGGGUUGCCUUUCGAGCGCAUCGCACGGCGCUUUUUGAUGGCCAUCAGGUGCAGGACGAAAUGCGCUAAUAAACGGCAUUCGACAUUUUAACUUAGCUGACAUUUUAGUAGACGCGCGAGAGCCAAAGUACCAAAAAGCUUGUGCA
This is a messenger RNA of Drosophila montana, 643 nucleotides long. RefSeq lists its product as uncharacterized. The record is from RefSeq and is a predicted model, not a curated record. The transcript is spliced from 2 exons. Bases 31 to 429 code for a protein of 132 amino acids. NCBI's taxonomy places the organism in Eukaryota, Metazoa, Arthropoda, Insecta, Diptera, Drosophilidae.